AUUUGUUGUGAAUAUUCCGGAGACUGCUCUUACUUUUUGUUUUUACGGAUUACAUUCGUUCGAGGGAGGAGUACGUCACUAGCUCACACGUCAGCCGGAAUCACACACACUAAUUGCUGAAAAAACACUUGCCAGCGCGAGUGAAUCCUCUCGGACGAAAAGCAGUGCGGUUUUAGCUGUACAAAAUGGUGUUAAUAGCGGCUGCCGUGUGUACGAAAGCGGGGAAAACAAUCGUUUCCCGACAGUUUGUGGAAAUGACUAAGGCUCGCAUCGAAGGAUUGUUGGCCGCAUUUCCGAAGCUGAUGACUUCUGGCAAACAACACACAUUCGUUGAGACGGAUUCCGUUCGCUACGUGUAUCAGCCGCUGGAAAAGUUAUACAUGUUGCUGAUCACCACGAAGGCAAGCAACAUUCUGGAGGAUCUAGAAACGCUCCGGCUAUUCUCGAAGGUGAUUCCCGAAUAUUGCCGUUCGUUGGAGGAGAAAGAAAUCAUCGAGAAUGCGUUCGAUUUGAUCUUCGCCUUCGAUGAAAUCGUUGCGUUGGGUUACCGUGAGAGCGUCAACCUGGCGCAGAUUAAAACGUUCGUCGAGAUGGAUUCGCACGAGGAGAAAGUCUACCAAGCGGUUCGGCAAACUCAGGAACGCGAAGCGAAGCAAAAGAUGCGUGAACGUGCUAAGGAACUUCAGCGUCAACGCAUGGAGAUGAAGAAGGGUCAAUCGGGAGGCCGUGGGGGUAGCGGUAGCAGCGGCCCAGGAGGAUUUGGCAAUAGUUUCAGCAGCAGUGGUGGUAUAUCUAGUGAUAGUAUUUCAUCGCUCAGCACACCGUCGGCUAACAUUGCCGAAAUAAACAAGCCUGCACCAGCUGCUGCAAAAUCAACUGCUCCUCGUAAUGCGCUUAAACUGGGUGGAAAAUCCCGCGAUGCAGACACUUUCGUCGAUCAACUCAAGAACGAAGGCGAAAAGGUGGUUUCUACGCCACUGCCAACUGCGGCCUCAUCGACGUCUGCGAAGGCGAAGCCAGUCUCGGAUGUACCGAUGGAUUCAGUUCAUUUGCGCAUGGAGGAUAAGGUGGUGAUUCGUAUUGGCCGCGAUGGUGGAUUGCAAACGUUCGAGCUGUCAGGAUUACUUUCAUUGCGUAUAUCGGACGAAAAGUAUGGCCGUAUCAAAGUACAGCUGGAUAAUACGGAUCAGCGCGGCAUUCAGCUGCAAACGCAUCCGAACGUGGACAAGGAGCUGUUCCGAAGCGUGAAUCAGAUCGGGUUGAAAAAUCCGGCCAAGCCAUUCCCGCUGAACACGGACGUUGGUGUACUGAAGUGGCGCUACCAGACACAGGAUGAAUCUGCCGUUCCAUUGACUAUUAAUUGCUGGCCAUCGGAAAAUGCAGAGGGUGGUUGCGAUGUUAAUAUUGAGUAUGAGCUAGAGCAUACUCGGUUGGAGUUACAGGACGUUUGUAUAACGAUCCCACUACCAAUGGGUAUUACGCCAUCGAUUGCCGAGUGCGAUGGUGACUACAAUCAUGAUUCGCGGAAGAAUCAAUUACUGUGGAAUCUUCCGGUUAUUGAUGCUUCCAGCAAACAGGGCUCGAUGGAAUUCAGUGUACCCAGCUCCAUUCCGGGUGACUUUUUCCCGCUUGAUAUAACAUUUUCAUCAAAAAUUCCCUAUGCCGAGCUAGCACCCGCGAAAGUAAUGCUGGUAGAAGAUGGUAGCGAUGUGAAAUUCUCGGCCGAAACAGUUUUCUAUACGGAUAAGUUUGAAAUAGUGUAAAUUGGCCAACGUGGAGGUGCAGGGAUACCGCAAAUAACCCCACCCCUAGAUGGCACGGGGUCGGUCGUUACGAUAAUAUAUCAUUAUAUUUCCGCUUAUAUUUGAUGCCGCAAUUCCACAGCACAGAACGGAGGGACAUUUAUAAUAGCAAAUGUUUAGCUGUUUAGAGAUAAGCGCACGUACGUCCAUAGCGAAACAUAAACAUUGCCGACAAAAGCACGAGUUACGGAUAGUAGUACCGUUGAAUCACUUUCCCAUCUGUUGCGCUUAGGAUGUGCGUUGGAUUCGUAUGAUUUUCGUUAAAUUUUAUAUUGAUUUUCUUUUAUCAAAAGCAUAUACCCUCUCUUUUGUGUGUAACCUUUUGUUUUUAAACAACCAAUUAAAUACGCAACUCCCGCCCGCGGUGGGAAACAUUCUACGAUAGCAAAGCUGUACGAGAGAAAACCAUUUAUUAUGAGCAUGUGAGAAAGAGAAAAAAAUGAAUAAUCCAAACAAUGAAAUGGUG
Anopheles moucheti is the source of this 2268-nucleotide messenger RNA. It is a transcript of the gene deltaCOP, whose product is annotated as coatomer subunit delta. Gene Ontology annotation, biological process: Golgi localization; retrograde vesicle-mediated transport, Golgi to endoplasmic reticulum; endoplasmic reticulum to Golgi vesicle-mediated transport. Gene Ontology annotation, cellular component: cytosol; COPI vesicle coat. The record is from RefSeq and is a predicted model, not a curated record. The transcript has 9 exons. NCBI's taxonomy places the organism in Eukaryota, Metazoa, Arthropoda, Insecta, Diptera, Culicidae. Bases 186 to 1763 code for a protein of 525 amino acids.